Molecule: messenger RNA, 1561 nt
Organism: Salarias fasciatus (jewelled blenny)
Lineage: Eukaryota; Metazoa; Chordata; Actinopteri; Blenniiformes; Blenniidae
Gene: drgx
Product: dorsal root ganglia homeobox
Exons: 6
Coding region: 26-949 (307 amino acids)
Biological process (GO): regulation of transcription by RNA polymerase II
Molecular function (GO): RNA polymerase II transcription regulatory region sequence-specific DNA binding; DNA-binding transcription factor activity, RNA polymerase II-specific
Source: RefSeq, a predicted model, not a curated record
UUCCGCCGCUCCGACGCGAACCAGGAUGUUCUACUUCCACUGUCCGCCUCAGCUGGACGGAGAGUGCUGCCGCUCCAACACCUUGAAUACAAGCGGAUUUGGCAACCACGCCCCGGCUGACUUUGAUGAUGGAUUUCUUCGCAGGAAACAGCGCAGAAACAGAACCACGUUCACACUGCAACAGCUGGAGGCUCUGGAGGCGGUCUUCGCCCAGACUCACUACCCGGACGUGUUCACGCGCGAGGAGCUGGCCAUGAAGAUCAACCUGACCGAGGCCCGCGUGCAGGUUUGGUUUCAGAACCGCAGAGCAAAGUGGAGGAAGACGGAGCGAGGAAGCUCAGACCCUGACGGAGGGAAGGAGAUGAGCGAAGGCACGCCUCCGUCCCGCAGCAUCAACUCUCAGUCCCCGGUGGAUCAGGCCAGGAAGCAGAAGGAACCUCUGGAGAUGCAACAAAGUAUCAACAGGACCGUGGGUCCUGGUGGUCCGUUCUUUCCCUCCUGUAUACCAGGCACUCUCCUCAAUUCUGCCACCUAUGCCCAGGCGCUCUCACAGGUCGCCACGCUCAAAGGUAACGGUUUAUGCUCCUGCUGUGUUUCUGACCCCAUGGGCCUGUCCUUCCUGCCACCCUACGGUUGUCAGGGCAACCGCACCGCCAGCGUGGCCGCCCUGCGCAUGAAGGCCAGGGAGCACUCGGAGGCCGUGCUGCAGUCCGCCAACCUGCUCGGCGCGGCGGCCGGACCCGGCGCCGGCGUGGGGGUCCUUUCCGGAGUGGGCGUGAGCGCGGCCGGGGUGGUGAGGCCCGCCGUCGGCCCCGCCAUCGACGUGCCCGGCGCCGUCGUCAGAGGAGCGGACAGCUCCAGUCCCAGCCCCACCGCCAAGGUCCCCGUCCUGGGCGGCGGCUCCGACAAACAUCCUCACUGCACCAAGGAGGCGCUGGAGAAAAAAUGAGGCACUGGACACAAACAAGGAUGUACUGAUUCUCUAAAUCUGUGUGAUCGUGCCUGUUACUCCUCCUCUACUCUCCUCCGGUCUGACGACCGACCAAGCACAACGACUGGAAAACGACUCCAACAAACGGACUGGAACAAACUUUUCUGCUAUCACAAUUUAUGGAUGCAAACAUUAAGAUAUUUAUUUGACAGUAAAUUAUCAUUGUGAGAGAUGCCGGUGAUCUGGGGCCUCGUCACCCCGAAAAAAGCACAACUGUGGUUUUGGAUCUAUAUCUGUCUUCAUGCACUCUUGGACUCUGUUUGAAGGAGUAAAAUAGAUACAACGCGUGUGCAACAAAGAAAUGUUAGAUAAUGUGAAUUUAAAUAUUACAUCUCCUCUGUGUUUGAUUAAGAGGACGGAUGCUUACAUUGUGAAUGUUCCUGCAUGUAAACUGUGUGUGUAGAGCUCGUGCCAGGACAGCGAGGGCUUUUUGCAGCAUUUUUGGCAAUAUGACUGACACUGACGCCAUCCGUCCAAACAGUCGUCUCUCAUUCUUUUGAUUUUAAAGUGAAAGUGCACUUUAAUAAUAUUAAUCAGCCAUUUCAUUUGUGUGUGUGUGUGUGUGUGUGU